UUGCUUUCAUUACGGUCUACACUGUUGGAGGAUCGUGACGGAGUGCGGGUUCGCGCCGUGGCUGAAGCCCUCUCGUAUUUUUGGGGAAAACAAGAGCCCACAGCACUGUACCAGGAACACGUACUUUGCGCGUUUUCCCCCGCUCGACAAAUAAAUGCUCAGCAUAGGCAUCCGAGAAAUAAAACACGCGAAAAACAAGGACCAUUUUGCGCACAGAAACAAAAGCGCAUUGGCAGUACAGCGGCGAGAAAACGCUCACGGAUUCUCUCAAUGCAUACCCUCUGUGCUCGGACAACGAUGAAACCAGAAAUAAGCGCCGCCGUCGGAUUUCUGUCGAGAUUUCUGCGGAUUAAAGGACAUGUAAACGACAGGCAGCUCCAGACGUUCAGCCAAACCCUACAGGAUAUCCUUGCAGAGCAAUACAAACACCACUGGUUCCCAGACCGUCCCAACAAAGGUUCUGGUUAUCGCUGCAUACGCAUCAAUCACAAGAUGGACCCUCUGGUUGGGCAAGCCGGUCAGCGCAUCGGUCUGAGCAUCCAGCAGCUCUAUCUGCUGCUUCCCAGCGAGCUCACGUUGUGGGUCGACCCUUUCGAGGUGUCCUACCGAAUCGGAGAGGACGGAUCCAUCUGCGUUCUCUACGAGUCCCUUCCCAGCACCAACGGAAACGCCAGCAGCAUCACUGGAAACAGCAACCCACCAUCCAUGCUCAGCCAGGUAUCCCCCAUGGUGGACAGUCACAUCAGCUGCAAGGAAGAACUUAUGGUUAUGGGUCGAGCCAGCCCCGCCAAACCCUACAUGAUGACUGUGUCCAGCUAAACAGGCCACGGCAGUCAUUUUUAAAAUAAUAUGAAAUCAAAAAAAAAGAGGAAGAAGAAAAAACAGGAUGUGUCCUAUCGUCCAGGUGAUGGAAACCUUGUAGGUUUAAUUUUCACUCGUUUGGUUGUCUGUUCUAUUUUUGUGUUGGAUCUACCAGAGGCUUGACCCUGGGGCAGCUAUGAAGACCCGAAACAUCGCUUACCCUCGUAGUUGGGGAGUGGUUUCACCAUCAUCUACCGAUGUUGACUUUGCACUUUCGCUUUUACUGCUUAUGUUACCACAUAAACACAAACUCCCUCAAAAAUGUUAAGGAGAUACACCCAGAAUCCUCUUUCUGUUCGCUGUCGAGCUGAAGCCCAGGAUUGACGUCAGUUUCUCCAGACCAGAGUAGCCGCUGUUCGCCCUUUUUUCUGAAAACCUCACUUUUUUGGACCACAGAGCGGUACUUGUUUGUCGUUCUCUGCGUCUGGUUUGCUGCCUGUGCUUCAGUUCGACAAGAACGGUUUCAACCCACCUUUUAUUUCUUCAUACACUGUCAGAUUGAAACACCUGUGUCAUAAGGUUACCCACGCAAGUCGUCGAUGGCACUGUGAUGCAAUGGUUUUAAUGCUUGUAGAUUUCUUUGAGGGUGCGACCUCUCCCACUUGGAUGAAUGUAAUUUAUAAAAAAUGACUAAAAUUGAUUCAUUUAAGCCCAUUUGUCAUACCAAAACGGAAGAUGUAGCAAAGGUUUUUUUGUGACUUGGAGCAGAUGUGAUCUUUAUUUUCUGCCUGGUUAGAAAAGACGUUGAAUGCACUUUGACAUUUAGACUGUGUUGGAUGAUGGCCCAGCUUCAUUCCAUCGCCUUUAACUAUCUUAUUUUGUUAUCAUUAAUCCUUUUUAAAUGAGGUUGCAAUAGUGAGAGAAGAAACAUUUCAAACCAGGUUCUCUCAUUCGAGUGUGACGUUUUAUCCUUAUGACUAAUAUUCACCCAAUUCAUGCUUUGGUCACUUUAACAAGGCCAGUAACCUACUAACUGGCUUAAACUAUCCUAAGAUGGUUUGCUGGUCACUUACUUCCAACCUGGUGGUCUCUCUAUUGGCCAAUACCUCUCUAAAACCACCCAACAGACCAGCUUGAGAGAUUUGCAAACCAACUUAGGCUAGUUUCAAGCUGUGGUUAACAGCAUGUCCAUCGUAAAGCCGUUUAUGCAAUGGGAAGCUGGUCUCUCUCCAUAAAACAAAUCUGGACACCUGGUUACGAGACCAAUGUUUCCAAUCCCGCUUCUCCUAAACAAAGUCACCUUGGCAGAUGUGAACUCCUCACUUGCACACAGAAUCGCAGGACCCGUCAAGCUACUACGAGGUUGACCACGGUGCUCGCUCUUCAAAGAGGGUUUAGCUCGGCAGAGCUAACGGCACGCACUUUCCAGCCAGACUAACUAGCCAAGGGUCACCGGUGUCGGUCUUAAGCAGGAGCGCGCAGUAAAACAUAUCACCUCCCUCCCUCGGCUGGGCGUAAGAGGGGGUCGGACCCUCAUAUCAGGGCAGCUACAAUCCUCUCCGGCCCCCUCCCGCAGCCCGGAGGAGAGUCUAGCCAGCACACGUACCGAGCGCACUCCAAACCCACUGAGCCUUACAGACAGGGCAGGGUCGAACAGGAAGAAACACAAAUUAGCGGGGGUGCUCCUGGUUUUGUCCGGCCUCAAAUUUGUUCUGGAAAUUUGUGCUGAAUCUGUUUACAUUGGAUGAAAUGAGUAGCAUGUGUGUGUGAAAGACUCUUGCUCUUGCCUUAGCCGUUAAGCUGCCGAGACAGGGUGCUGAUGAUCAGUCAUAUGCGUGCUCAUACAUUUGACCCAAGAGGAUCACGGGUAACAAAGCCAGGUUGACGAUGCACUGCCGUUCCUUCCUGUUUUCCCCUAUCGGCUAUUUGAGAGAGGAGGAGGGCGCAUCUAACAAGCUGAAACCACAGCACACGCUUCUCAAAUCCAAAUUCACGGGUCAAACGGCUGUUUGAUCAAACUUAGGUGGGUUUUAAUUUUAAAGUUGUUUAAAUACAAUCCGAUGAUCUUAACCAAAUUCGAACAGACAAUUAGAGUGCUUUUAGAUCUACAAUUUUUUUUUAAGACUUGACCCUCACCCCACCUCCACCGAAAUGACAAAUUUCACUCCCUAUCCCAAACCCUGUGUUAGAUUAUGCGUUUGCACACACUUUUAGUAUCGCUCGAGUCUAAAUUAAGAGUCUACUUGAGGCAAGAGCACACGAUAUGCACUAAUAGGUUAACAUUGAAGUUACGUGACUUUCGAGUCUCUUUUGGAAUGUAUCGCCAAGCUCAGGCCACAGACAUUCAUUCUUAAACUAUUAUGGAUGUGCAGGUUAAAAUGUGAAAACUAGAAGGGAAUUUCAAUUCGGUUUAACUUUGUCGGUCAUUUCAGAAGCGAUUCGAGUUCUCGGUUCCACGUUUGUAGAAUGUAUUGUUAUUGUACGAAAUACGGUAGACUGAGUACAUGACCAUACAUAUGGGAAGUGCCAAUAUAUGAAAUUUUGCUGUGUGUAGACGUGUUCCUUUUUGUAUUUCAUAUUUCAUAAGUGAAGCCAUUCGUGUUAGGAGUGUUGGAGAGGACCAAAGUUGUUUUGGUAAAAAGUAUAUAUAUAUAUAUAUCAGUUUCCAUGCUCUGUGCUGAUAGACUUUUCUUGUUUUUUUUCUUUUCUUUUUUUAAUUUAAACAAAAACGAGAAAAAGAAAAUUCUGAGCUACCCAAGAUAAAGUCGCCUGUAUCUUGUGAUUUUCCUCUGUCUGUACAUCUCUUGUGUUCCUGUUUUUUUUUCUUUCUUGGGUAUGUUGUGAUGAACUGCUGUAAAUUUGUACAGUUCAUGUAAAUUGAUUGUGAGGAAGUUGUACAGAUUUCUAUAUUUUGGAAGAAAAGUUUUUUUUCUCUGUAAUAAAAGAUUUCCUAUCUUGGCAAUGUU
This is a messenger RNA of Misgurnus anguillicaudatus (oriental weatherfish), 3767 nucleotides long. RefSeq names its product B-cell translocation gene 1, anti-proliferative (gene btg1). Gene Ontology annotation, biological process: negative regulation of cell population proliferation. The record is from RefSeq and is a predicted model, not a curated record. NCBI's taxonomy places the organism in Eukaryota, Metazoa, Chordata, Actinopteri, Cypriniformes, Cobitidae. Gene Ontology annotation, cellular component: nucleus; cytoplasm.